Messenger RNA from Mya arenaria, 1812 nucleotides. Its product is annotated as aurora kinase-like. Gene Ontology annotation, biological process: protein phosphorylation. Gene Ontology annotation, molecular function: protein kinase activity; ATP binding. Lineage: Eukaryota; Metazoa; Mollusca; Bivalvia; Myida; Myidae. Bases 1 to 1812 code for a protein of 603 amino acids. The record is from RefSeq and is a predicted model, not a curated record. The transcript has a single exon.
AUGGAUAUGCGAAUCGACAGCGAGGUUACUGAAAAUCUGAACACCACACACUUUGGCAUAACUGCUGAUUUGAAAGAUUGCGUUUCUAAUACAGCAGCUACAGAUUCUAGCCUAGACAUGGUUACACAAACGUUUAUUGAAACAAGUGAUUUGGGUGAAAAUGAUGGUAAAGGUACACACAGUUUAACAACAACAACUUUUAUCUGUGACAAAGAUGGCACAUGUGCAAAUGCUGUAUCAGCAGCUUGUGAAACAAGUGUAUUCUGUGAAAAAGACGGCAUAGGUGCAAACGCUGUUUCAACAUUUCUUGAAACAAGUGUAAUCCAUGAAAGAGAUGCCACAGGUGCAAACGUUGUUCUUACAUUUCCUGAAACAAGUGUAAUCCAUGAAAAAGAUGGCACAGGGGCAACUGCUAUUCCAACAAUUCCUGAAACAAUUCCUGAAACAAGUGCAAUGUGUGUAAACAAUGGUACAGGAACAAAUACUAUUUCGACAAUUCCUAAAGUAGAUGUAAUCUGUGAAAAAGAUGGCAAAUGUUCAAAGACUGUUCAGACAAUUCCUGCAACAAGUGUAAUCUUUGAAAAAGAUGGUUCAGAUGCAAACAACGUUUCACCAGGUUAUUUCUGUGAAAAAUAUGGUGCAGCAGUAAACAAAGCACCAACAGUUACCGAAACAAGUAUUUUGAUCGAAAAUGAGUGUACAUGUUCAAAUGCUAUUUCAACAGUUACAGAAACAAGUUUUUUGGGUGAUGUUACAACUGAAUUCUUAGAUAUUUCAACAGGAUUUGUGGAUUCUGUGGAAACCAGACUGGACAAGGAUGAAAAUGAAAAUGAUAUUAAAGCUAAGCUUACUGGAAAAAACUCAAGAAAGAGUAUGGGUUCUUCUGAUAAUUUAGUUGCAGAGCAACCACCAGUUAAAAAAGGGUUUACACAGUUGGAUGCUAAUACUGACAACUUAAAUGUAAGGUUUGGAGACUUCAAAUUAUUGGAAAAAAUAGGGGAGGGUGGUUUUGGUGAGGUUUACAAAGGUGAAUAUUUGGGAACAGAUAUUGCAGUGAAGAAAGUUAAGAUAAAACGCAUGAAAGUUGUGAAACAGUCAGUGUUGCAAGAAGUUGUCACAAACAGUCAUCUUAGGCAUCCAAACAUUGUUCUACUGAUGGGUUACUCAAUCAAUACUGACUGUCUCUAUCUUCUCACAGAGUUCAUUGCAGGUCCAAAUUUGGAUGAUGUGCUUUUUGCUGACAAUGAGUACGAAUUUACUGUGCCUCAAAAACAUGCAGUGGCAUUGCAAGUAUGUCAGGGUGUAGCAUAUUUACAUAAUCAUAAUCCAAUAGUUAUUCACAGAGACAUUAAGCCUGAAAACAUUUUGCUGACGAGAAAUUUGGAAACGGCAAAACUUUGUGACAUGGGAUUGUCUAAGGUGAAGGUAAUGAAUACCAUGACCAAAACAGUUGCAGAUCGCAGAGAGACACAGCCAGGAACUCCAGCUUAUCAAGCUCCAGAGAUUCUUCUGCAAGCUAGGAGAGGCAGAACACAAGCAGAUGUUUGGAGCCUCUGUUGUUCAUUAGUUGAGCUCUUUACUGCCAAAACCAUAUGGGACUUGACCAGUGAGGAUGAUGAAAAUGACGACUCUGUCCAGGUUAUAAUCCGGGCAAUGCAAAGAAAGGAUAUGCCACAUGGGUUAAGUAAUUUAGACAGGGAGCAUACCCUUUCAGUGCAGCUGAAGGCUGUUAUUCAGAAGGGCUUAUCAUACCAGAUUGAGGACAGACCGACAGCAUUAGACUUUGUAGUUGCGCUAAAACAUGAACUUUAA